UAGUUUAUUCUCGUUAAAAAUGUCUCUGCCCCUACAUUGGUCUCACAAUAAUAUCGAGGCACAAAUGUAAAUAUAAAUCAAAUAUAUGUCAUAUAAACGUGUGUGGAAAAUUUCGGCUACAAUGGCUUGCCAUACUCGGUGACGUCACAGCAGCGUCCGUCCUUGUUCGGAAAGAAAAAGUUUGUUUAGCUUCAGCAAACUUCACUCCGUCGGUGCGGGAAACGAUGAGAGGAGAUCGGACGGAGCUGGUGGUGGCUGCCUUUUCGGUUCGCCUCUGAAAUCGGUUUUUAUUUUAUUAAAUUAAUGUCAAUUUUAGGUUCCUGUCUUGACUAUUUUAGAGGAGCACCGCUGUUUAAAAGAAAAAAAAGGAGCCUGAGCGACCGGUUGUUGUGGACGGAAUCACCGCCGCCGCCUAGCCGUUGGUCCCCUUAGUCAGCAGCGCUGGACGUUUUUCCGGUAAAUUCUUAUUCCUGCGUCGUCAUCCUCCUCACCAUGUUGGUCGUAUGUCCGAAGUCCUCGCGGCCUCCCCGCGCAUGAGCGGCGGCGCGGGAGCCGUCGGGGCUCGGAGCCGGCGGGCUUCAGGAUGAGGAUGCCCAGAGGAGGACGCCUGCUGCUGGCCACGAGCGCGGGCUCGCUCUUCGUCCUCGUGCUGUACUUUCAGAGCAUCACCAAACCAGAACUUUCCCUGGGGAGUGAGGAAGUUCCCGGGAAAAGCAGGAGAAGUCCGCUGCAGACGCUCUACAACGGCGAGCAGCUGGAGCUGUCGGAGGAGCAGCGCUCGCUCCAGGACCGCAGGGAGCUGCUGGAGGAGGCGUGUCUGAGCCACACCAAGAAACGCCGCGUCCUCUCGCCCAAGGACCUGAAGCACCUCAUCGUGGACGACAAACACGGCCUCAUCUACUGCUACGUGCCAAAGGUGGCCUGCACCAAUUGGAAGCGUGUGCUCAUGGUCCUGGGAAGCGGCGGCCGCUACACCGACCCGCUCGCCAUCCCCGCCAACGAAGCCCACGUUGCAGGAAAGCUGCGGUCCCUGUCCGACCUCUCCCCCGCGGAGAUCAACCAGCGCCUGCGCAGCUACCUCAAGUUCAUCUUCGUGCGGGAGCCCUUCGAGCGUCUGGUGUCGGCCUACAGGAACAAGUUCACCCGCAGCUACAACACCGCCUUCCACAAACGCUACGGAACCAAGAUCGUGCGGCGGCACCGCCAGAACCCCAGCCCUGAAGCUCUGGAGCAAGGGAACGACGUGUCCUUCCGCGAGUUCGUCCAGUACCUGGUGGACCCGCGGACGCAGCGGGACGAGCCCUUCAACGAGCACUGGGAGCGCGUGCACUCCCUGUGCCACCCCUGCCUGAUCCACUACGACGUGGUGGGCAAGUACGAGACCCUGGAGACGGACGCCCAGGCCGUGCUCCGGCUGGCCGGCGUGGAGGGGACCGUUCGGUUCCCGACGUCCGGAAAGAGCACCCGGACGGACGGCAACAUGGCCGCCCGCUUCUUCAAGCACAUCACCCCUCUGUACCAGAGGAAACUCUUCAACCUGUAUCGCAUGGACUUCCUGCUGUUCAACUACUCCACACCCGAGUAUCUCAGGACUCGAUGACCGGCAGACGUAGGACACGGUGUGACCUGACGGGUCCGGCAGACGGAGGACACGGUGUGACCUGAUGGGUCCCGCAGAACCCAGCUGGGGAAGGCGCUGUGCUCCAUGAGGAACUCUCCUUUCAAACCGACGCCUUCUGUGUUUAUGAGCAAACCUGGCUUUGGUUGGAGCUGCUGAGCCGCCGCCGCCGCCUUCAGCUCUCCUGCUGUGCUCCGAGUGCAGACGCUCUCCCUCUCCCGAAUAAUGAGCCAUAAAUGAAAGUCAGACUUUCAGAGGAGCGGGUUCUCUUCUUGCUGUUGGAUGUGAAAGUCCACAGCGCCGCCGCCGUACAGGAAGGCCUCUAUUUAUGUCCGUCCUAUUUAUUCCUGGGUUUGAGAUUAAGUGCAAAUCAUUCCUAUCAGAGAUUUUUGUCUCCCUGAAGGGGCUGCGACGGUCGCUCCCCGCCGCCUGCUGCCAUCCCUCAUCCGUCGGCGCGUUUGGCUGAACAAACAGCCGCAUAGCUGUGGUCGCGGCCUGUUCCAGCCCAGCGCCGCCCCGCUCAGAGCUGCCCUUGUUGGUGGGAGCGGCGGCGCACGAGGGGUUAAAGCAGCUGCACUGCGGCCCCUUGUUCUGCAGACCUGCAGGAAUUCAUGCAGCUUAUUAUAGGAACAGAGUUUCUUAAUGGCAUCUUGUGUCUGAAGGGAAAAAUCCCUCAGUUCUGCCUUUUCCAGGUGGAGUUUUACCGUUUAGGAAAAAAACCUUCUUGCUGCUUUUGUUUCAAUGAACGCCGUUGGCUUAAAUGUUCAAACUGCUGCAUUAAACGCAUCCAGUUCAGUCUAUUUGGCUCCAGCAAAACACAUUUCUGCUGAAACGUUUUCCAGACGAACCCAUUUCUACAAAAGAGGAGCAUUCUGCCUUUAAGUAUUGGAUGAGGGUGGGGGGGGCAGGAGGGAUGAGGGACUCCCAUCCCCUAAAUCUGACAGCGGCAGAAACAGACACUUUCUUAAUUAAUGUAGUUUAUAAUAAAAUACAAUGUCAUUUAAAAAAACCUAAAGAUAUUCAAUUCUGUAAAUGUAUUCAUUCAAAUUAUUCUUAAAUUGUAAACAGACAAAAAAAUGCAAAAAUGAAAAGAUUAAAUUAUAAUCCAGUUCCAUAGUAUUUCAAUUGGAACAAGUCUGUUUUAAUAAUCCGGAAGUGACCAACAGGUUCAAUGGAAGCAUUUUCCCGGUCGUUGGCUGUUCUCAAUUUAAGGAAAGAUUUAUGCUGAACGUAGUAAAAACGUCGAUAAGAUGGAAACCUUUGACCAAAAAAGCAGAAAAAGACCCAAACCGGAGCGUUUAGUCCUCUAAAUGUGAGUUUUCAGAGCAGCCAAUGGUCUGGUGGCGUCCAGGCCUGGCGCCCUGCAUCCUUGUCCCCCCGUCUGAUUGGUGGAACACACCUGCUUUGGUUAACAGGUGGGUCUGCGGAAGGAUCACUAAAGCCAGAUCUAGUUUGAUUCCUCUGGGCUUCCGUAGGAACCAUUAUUGACACAAAAAUGAAAUAGAAGAACAGCAGAAAAACAUGA
Molecule: messenger RNA, 3143 nt
Organism: Oryzias latipes (Japanese medaka)
Lineage: Eukaryota; Metazoa; Chordata; Actinopteri; Beloniformes; Adrianichthyidae
Product: carbohydrate sulfotransferase 11
Biological process (GO): proteoglycan biosynthetic process; carbohydrate biosynthetic process
Cellular component (GO): membrane
Molecular function (GO): sulfotransferase activity
Source: RefSeq, a predicted model, not a curated record